This is a messenger RNA of Dipodomys spectabilis (banner-tailed kangaroo rat), 2174 nucleotides long. RefSeq names its product poly(rC) binding protein 4 (gene Pcbp4). The transcript has 13 exons. Gene Ontology annotation, molecular function: mRNA binding. The coding region runs from base 224 to 1432 and encodes 402 amino acids. Gene Ontology annotation, cellular component: nucleus; cytoplasm. Lineage: Eukaryota; Metazoa; Chordata; Mammalia; Rodentia; Heteromyidae. The record is from RefSeq and is a predicted model, not a curated record. Gene Ontology annotation, biological process: negative regulation of mRNA splicing, via spliceosome.
GCCGGGCUCCGGGCCGGGCCCGGGCUCCUCCGCGCGCCGCGCCUGUCAAACCCCUCAUUGUUCGCAGCUGAUGUCACCCGCAGUUGUGAGCGGCCGCCUCUCCGGGGGACAAUGUGGCUCUGAGCGGCCCCGCCGCCGCCGCAGGACAGCCCCGGAGAGAGUCGAGCAGGUCACAGCGUGGACACACUCCUAGGCCACUGCGGCCCCAGCCCCGCCCGACACGAUGAGUGGCUCAGAUGCGGGGCUGGAGGAGGAGCCGGAGCUCAGCAUCACCCUCACGCUGAGGAUGCUGAUGCAUGGCAAGGAAGUGGGCAGCAUCAUUGGGAAGAAGGGAGAGACUGUCAAACGAAUCCGGGAGCAGAGCAGUGCCCGGAUCACCAUCUCCGAGGGGUCGUGCCCAGAACGCAUCACCACCAUCACCGGCUCCACAGCUGCUGUCUUCCACGCCGUCUCUAUGAUCGCAUUCAAGUUGGAUGAGGACCUUUGUGCUGCUCCUACAAACGGUGGCAAUGUCUCUAGGCCUCCUGUGACCCUACGCCUUGUUAUCCCUGCCAGCCAGUGUGGCUCACUGAUCGGGAAGGCUGGCACUAAGAUCAAAGAGAUCCGGGAGACCACGGGAGCCCAGGUGCAGGUGGCAGGGGACCUGCUCCCUAAUUCCACAGAGCGUGCGGUCACCGUGUCUGGGGUGCCGGACGCCAUCAUCCUGUGUGUGCGCCAGAUCUGUGCUGUUAUCCUGGAGUCCCCACCCAAAGGAGCCACCAUCCCCUAUCACCCCAGCCUCUCCCUAGGUUCUGUCCUCCUCUCUGCCAACCAGGGCUUCUCUGUCCAGGGUCAAUAUGGAGCAGUGACCCCUGCUGAGGUCACUAAGCUCCAGCAGCUCUCAGGCCACGCAGUCCCCUUCGCCUCACCCAGUGUGGUGCCAGGACUGGAUCCUGGUGCACAGACCAGCUCCCAGGAAUUCUUGGUUCCCAAUGACCUGAUCGGCUGCGUGAUCGGACGCCAAGGUAGCAAGAUCAGCGAGAUCAGGCAGAUGUCAGGGGCGCAUAUCAAGAUCGGGAACCAAGCAGAGGGUGCUGGGGAGCGACACGUGACCAUCACCGGCUCCCCGGUCUCCAUUGCCCUGGCCCAGUACCUCAUCACUGCCUGUCUAGAGACGGCCAAGUCUACCUCUGGGGGUACACCGGGCUCAGCCCCCACAGACCUGCCCACACCCUUCUCACCACCCUUGACCGCCCUGCCCACGGCUCCCCCGGGCUUACUGGGCACACCCUAUAUCUCCCUCUCCAACUUCAUCGGUCUCAAACCCGUACCCUUCUUGGCUCUACCACCUGCUUCCCCGGGGCCACCGCCGGGCUUGGCGGCUUACACGGCCAAGAUGGCAGCAGCCAAUGGGAGCAAGAAAGCUGAGCGGCAGAAAUUCUCCCCCUACUGAGGCCGGCUGAGGCACAGACGAUGAAGGGGGGGGUGGGGGACAGGCAGGACCCCCCACCUCACCCCCACCCCUCCCCGCCGCCCUCCCCCUCCCCAGGCAGGAGCUGCCAAUGUAUCCUGCCUGCUCCCAAGGAAACUCCACUUUGGUGUGUGUGUGGGGUGGGGGCAGGGGAGGUCUACAUGGGGGACAUCCCAAGCGCCCCCCCCCCCGAAUGCCAGACGCAUGGAUGCAUCCCCCCUACUUUUACCCCAGGCCCCCCGGGCUUUCUAGAGUUUGUCCUCUCAGAGAAAGGGAGUUGGUUUCCAGCCCAGGGUUUCUGGGCAGGAAGGUCACUUGGGAGACCCACCAACUCUCCUGGGCUAUAUAGAUCAAUAGCCUGAGUUGCCAGCGAGUCCUAGAGCUUCCGAUCACCUUCCGAUCACUUUCCAAUCGCCUUCCUAGGGCAAGCGAAUAAGCUAGAAGAUCAACAGUUCCCCCCGGGGGCUUCUGGUUCGGUUGCCCUGGUGGGGAAUCAGGGAGGAGGAGGAGGAGGAGGGCUUGAGGGGGUGGGCUGAGGGGGAACAAACUUCUCUCUGCUCCCCUCCCGCUCCCCCCUCCGCACCCCUGCAUUUUCCGGCUGCUUUCACUGAUAACCCUUUCGACUGGAAAAGGACUAGCUGGACUUUGUCAGGGAUUUAUACCCCCAAAGCAAGGGCUCUGUCUUGGAGUUUGGAGUUUGGGGGAGGGGAAGGGGGUGACAUGG